UAAUAAAAAUAAGUUUCUACAAACGGCAUUUACUAAUAGUGUUGAUUAUCAGUUUUAAGUAACAAUUAAAAUGAAUAAUUCAGUAAUCACUCUCAUUUAUAAAACGUCCAAGUUACAGUGGAAUCUCGUGAACUUAACAAAAUGAUCUAGUUUUCACACAAUAUUGUGAAAAAUGAUUAAAAACAGAGCUACCAUUGUGUGAGAAAUUAGCGUAAGAAGACAAACUCGAUCACUCUUAUAACUUAUGACAAGAAAACGAAGUGAAAGUAGAUCUUAUCUUAAAAAUACUCUAAGACUACUACCAAAGGCUUAGAUAAAUUAAUAAAAAUAUAUAUUGUAAAUUGUAAUAAUGUGAACCUUAGAUGAAAUAAACAGUAGACUGUAGGUACGGAUUAACUAGGACCACAAAUUAAAUACCAAAAUGCCCAAAAAAACUUUAAUGUGCUUAUCAAUUGCAUUACUUACUCUAGUUGUAUGGGUCUAUUACAAUGCAUCCUUGGAGCACAAUACAGCUAGCUUAGUACCAGUUAAUAAUAAUAUCAAUACAAAUUAUUACAUAUUCAAUACAAUACUACAACCAAAAAAUAUAAUAUGCAGUGAGUCAACAUUAUUUAUAAUUUUAGUAACGUCAUACAUUGGGCAUGUAGAACUGAGGAGUGCACAUCGACAAACAAUAUCAGCAGAUGAUCUACAAAACUUUAACAUAACAAGAGUAUUUUUACUAGGCAGAAUACCACAAAAUGAAAAAUACAUAAGUCAAGAGGCUGUAAUGGAUGAAAGCAACACUUUUGAUGACAUACUACAAGGAGAUUUUUAUGAAAACUAUAGGAACCUGACGCAUAAACAUCUCAUGGGACUCAACUGGGCUGCAACUCACUGCAGUAAAACCCCUUUUAUUUUGAAAGUUGAUGAUGAUACUGUGUUUAACAUAGACACAAGUUACAAAUAUAUCUCUCAACUUCCGAGAACAGAUAAUCAGUUGCUCAUCGGUUACAUACUAAAUAAUACUAAACCGAGAAGAAGUAAGCAGAACAAGUGGUAUGUAACUUAUGAAGAAUAUUCGAGACAAACAUACCCACCCUAUUUAUCAGGAUGGUACUACAUAAUGCAUACUUCUCUAGCAGCUAGAAUAUGCGCCGAAGCUAAACAUCAAAAUUACUUCUGGAUAGAUGACAUAUUAGUCACUGGAAUCAUCACUGAAUCACUCAAAGUAAAAUUGAAGCAGCUCCCAGAAAAUUACUGGCUGGAAUACUACGAGCUUCUGGAAUGUUGCCUCAAGGAUAUGAUAACAAAGUUUAUAAAAUGUGACUAUACAGUAGGACCAAAUGGUGGAAGAAACAACUUGAUCAAUGAGUUUAACAAAGCUUACAAAUUAUGUGACAAAUGGCAAAAUUGUACAACGAGACCAGCUGAUUUAAACCUAAAAAAAGUAUGCAUAUUAAACAGAGAUAGAGCAAUUUUCAGUGAUGGAAAAGCAGCAGAAAUAAAUGGUGUAAAAUUGUAACUAA
Aricia agestis (brown argus) is the source of this 1508-nucleotide messenger RNA. Its product is annotated as beta-1,3-galactosyltransferase 2-like. The record is from RefSeq and is a predicted model, not a curated record. Gene Ontology annotation, molecular function: hexosyltransferase activity. Lineage: Eukaryota; Metazoa; Arthropoda; Insecta; Lepidoptera; Lycaenidae. Gene Ontology annotation, cellular component: membrane. The coding region runs from base 422 to 1504 and encodes 360 amino acids. The transcript is spliced from 3 exons.